AUGACUCGCAACACCAGACUCAAGCGCAAACCUCUUCCCUCCUCCCCUCGCAAGCCUUCAUCUCCUGUCUCCGAGUCCCUCCCCUCUUCCUCGCCUCCCAAAUCUCGAUCUGCCAACAAAAUCCGCAGCUCCUCCAAGAACUGCCCCGUCUGCAAAGCCAUUCUCGUCAACCGCAACGGCAGCCUCGCGCGUCACGUUGAACGCCACGCAAAGCUUGCCAAAAUCGAGGUCCGAACCCUUCUCCUCUUCUCUUCUCUUCUCUUCUCUUCUCUCCUCCCUGUUCUAACUUUUCGCCAGGCUUUGAAUAUCGACCUCAACCUUCCCCCAAUGGAAACCCCCAACUUUGACGUCGAGCUCGCUCAGAAUAUGUGGCAGUCUGUUCCUGCGAGACGUCGCGCCACCGGCGGAGUCUUUCUUGACGGCCCUCUCGCUGGAAAAGGCUUCUUUGAAGGGAUGCCGAAUGUUUUUCUCCCGAAUGGACGGGUCAAGCCGAAGCUGGCGUGGAUCAAGAAGGAUCUUGAGUCGAGGGUUGGACGUGGUCCGUUGAGGGCUCUCAAGAACGCCAACGCCAACGCUGGAUCUCCCCUGGACAGUGAGGAUUACAUGGGGAUCUAG
This is a messenger RNA of Fusarium proliferatum ET1, 615 nucleotides long. RefSeq lists its product as uncharacterized. The transcript has a single exon. The coding region runs from base 1 to 615 and encodes 204 amino acids. Lineage: Eukaryota; Fungi; Ascomycota; Sordariomycetes; Hypocreales; Nectriaceae. The record is from RefSeq and is a predicted model, not a curated record.